Molecule: messenger RNA, 2842 nt
Organism: Diachasma alloeum
Lineage: Eukaryota; Metazoa; Arthropoda; Insecta; Hymenoptera; Braconidae
Product: inactive dipeptidyl peptidase 10
Exons: 13
Coding region: 161-2713 (850 amino acids)
Biological process (GO): proteolysis
Molecular function (GO): serine-type peptidase activity; dipeptidyl-peptidase activity
Source: RefSeq, a predicted model, not a curated record
GAUAGUAACUGUACUUUGUGGCAAUCGGAAUUGCUCGGGUGUGACAGAAGAGGAAGUCAAGAUAAAACCUGGAGGCGGUUAAGGGUGAGCAAAUCAGCUGGAGUGGAGUCCUGGGUGGACUCGGUGGUGGUGGGGGGUGAGGAACUGGCAGUGACUCGCUAUGAACGCCAGCGUUAACGUUGAGAGGAAUUCCUGGCGGUUACCUCCUGAUGAGACCGUCCAGGUGGCUGAUCCUCGAUCGAAAGAUGAAGUUAAAGAUGAUCUCUAUGGUGACGGUGGUCACAACUGGAGAAGUAUUAUAUUUUCACUUCUCGUAAUUGGAUUUGUCAUUGCUGGCAUAGUUACCGCAAUUUACCUUCUCGGGUAUGUCGACGAGCUUUUGUACUGGAGCGGUAGACGUCUCACACUUGAAGAGUGCCUUCGAGAUGACCUUUCACCACAGCGGUUGCCACCCGCCUGGGUAUCUCAUGAUAAAUUCGUUUAUCAAGCGGAUGAUGGCUCAUUAGCCCUCCUUGAUACACUCAACAACUCCGUGGCACUAUUAGUAUCAAAUCAUACCCUUAGACAGUUGAACGUUCAAGGCUACCAGUGUAGCACUAAUCUUCGUUACGUACUAUUCAAACACGAUGUCAAGCCAGUAUUUCGAAACACUUUCACCGCUCUUUACACAGUCUACGAUGUCACGAAUGAUCAUCACACACCCCUUCGUCUCCACGCAUCCCCGCGAGUACAACAGACACGACUGCAGUAUGUCGCCUGGUUGGGCAAUACAACAGCAUUACUGAUGAUAUCUGAUAACAAUAUAUUCUUAAGAAUGUCGCCAACGGCGCCAGUAGACAAGAGACUGACUGACACUGGAGUGCCUGGAAUUAUUUACAACGGUGUACCAGACUGGUUAUAUCAGGAGGAAGUACUACCAAAAGCUGAAGCAUUGUGGCCAAGUCCCGAUGGACAGCGUCUUUUAUAUGCCACAUUUAAUGAUACCAAAGUAACGACUCUACAAUUUCCCUGGUUUGGUAAUCCAACGAGCUCGGACGCCGCCAGUUCGAAUCCGUCUGGCAUACCGCACAGAAUCACCUUUCCACCCUCCAAGUCAGUGCGUUAUCCUACUCCAGGCUCAUCAAAUCCCGAGGUCACUCUGUGGCUAGUGGAUCUCAAUAAUUCCACCGACAACACUAAUGAAUCAUUAAUAUCGGAAUUUUCACGUGCCGCUGUUAAACCACCGGCUGUAUUCGAUGGCCAGGAUUUUUAUUUAAUUUCGGCUGGAUGGAUGGACGAUGAUGGGACGCAAAUUGGGGUUGUGUGGAUGACAAGAUCGCAGAAUCUCACUGUAGUAUCGGCCUGUCGUAUGCCAAAAUGGGAGUGUGAGGAGAUUCACUCGGAGCGUGCACCCGAGGGCCAAUGGCUCGAUGCUCAGCCGCAUCCCCUGUUCUCACCUGACGGUGACAGUUUUCUCCUGCUCGCUGGGGUGCAGGAGGGUGGCCAGGAGCACUUUACCCAUAUCAAACACGUUACACUCACCCAGCAACGAAUUGCUGUACUGUCACAUGGUCGAUACGAGGUCAGUGAAAUACUCGCAUGGGACACCAGAGCACACUUGGUUUAUUACCUCGGUACCAGAGAACGUAAUCCAGGACAGAAGCAUUUGUACGUGGUGCGGGAUCCAACGACUGACGACCCCCGACGAUUGGAGCCACUCUGCAUCACUUGUGAUUUGGGGGAUGUUCUUUGGAGCAGUAGAUUCUACUACACGAAUUGCACGAGUUUCGGUGCCUCUGUGAGUGUUUCGAGUGAGACAAGACAGGGGUAUUAUGUACUGCAUUGUGAGGGGCCUGGGCUUCCGCUCGCUGGAGUGCACUCGGUGACGACUCACAAAAUGGUACGGGUGCUUUACGACACGAGAGUACAACGUGCCGAAAGACUGUCACAGCUCGCAUUGCCGAAGAGAAAAAGUUUCGAGGUGCCACUGCCACAGGGCUGGCGUGCCCAAGUGCAGCUGCAAUUACCACCCUCGUGGCGUGAAGAACUCAGGGAUGCUGCAUUUCCAGUUCUUGUUGAAGUUAAUGGUCGGCCAGGUAGUGAGGCAGUUAGUGACAAAUUUUGUAUUGACUGGGGCACAUACAUGUCAAGUCACAAUGACGUUGUUUACGUUAGGCUCGAUGUGAGGGGUGCACGGGGACAGGGCAAACGUGCACUGUUUCACAGAAUUGGGGGGGUUGAAGUGCAAGAUCAAUUGACUGUACUCAGAUAUUUACUUGAUGAAUUCAAGUAUCUCGAUGAGACUAGGGUGGGAGUGUGGGGCUGGGGGUAUGGGGGCUAUGUCACUGCCAUGCUACUCGGCAGCCAGCAGAAUAUAUUCAAGUGCGGAAUUUCGGUGAAUCCAAUCGCCGAUUGGUUGUAUUACAAUUCAGCCUUCACGGAACGAAUUUUAGGGGCACCAGUAGAAAAUUUCAAGGGUUACGUCGAGGCAGAUUUGACUCAACGCGCCAGAUUGGUACCGAGUCACAGUCUCUACCUUAUUCACGGCCUAGCUGACCUGACAGCGCCUUAUACACACGGCAUAGCCCUCUCGAAAGCUCUGUCUGAUGCUGGUAUUAUCUUUAGGUAUCAGAGUUACGCGGAUGAAGAUCACGCCCUGACAGGCGUGAUUGAGCACGCUUAUCGUUCCAUGGAGGACUUCUUUACUGAGUGCCUCACCCUGGAUGCCUCCUAGUGCCUCAAGACGAUUUCUCCUUCGUCAAACAUACCGACUCUUCUGCUUGUAAUUGAUAAAAUUUGAGCUAUUGAUUCGGGGAUUCGUAUUCUUUUUUUAUCGAGUUUAUUUCAUUAAUGAAAUUCAUCA